AAUAAAAUACAACAAAACAAAUAGUCUCUCUCUCCUCUCUCUCUAUCUGCCAUACCUCACUCAUUCCCCACUUGUGUUUUAUAUCAUUUCCACACUCAAUUUGGUAAUUUUGAUCCCAUUUUCAGCUCAAGAAGAAAGCUAAUAAGCAGCAGCCUUUCUUUUCUCUUUUCGAAGGAAACGUUAAACAUUGGUUACGAGUAGGAUUUGCGAUUUGGGUUUUUUUUCAUAUUGGUGGGAAUGUAAAUGGGUUCUCUUAGUCUGGUGUUGCCGAUUAAAAGAGACCCAUCAUUUAAAGUUUCACCAAGAAAUGAAAAGAAUAACAACAAUUCGUAUGUGCAAAGACCCAGAUCAAGAUUUGGGAGGUUUAUGGUAUUCAAGAAGAUAGAUUACUUGCAAUGGAUUUCUGCAAUUGCUGUGUUCAUCUUCUUUAUGUUUUUGUUCCAAUUGUUCUUGCCUCUUUCCAUGGUGGAAAAAACUGAUGGGGAUUUCUUGAAAGGAAGGGAGGAGGAUGAUGGUUCUGGUGGGAAUUUGAAGAAUUUGUUGAAAGAAAUUGGUGGUUUGGAUUUUGGUGAAGAUGUUAAGUUUGUGCCCACCAAGUUUUUGAUUAAAUUCCAAAGAGAAAAAGGAGUUGUUAAUAAUGUUACUUUUGAUGGUUCAAGAACAGUAAUGAGAUUUGGGAAUAGAAAGCCUCAGCUUGCUUUGGUUUUUGCAGAUUUGUUGGUUGAUCCACAGCAGAUAAUGAUGGUCACAGUUGCAGUUGCUUUGAGGGCAGUUGGCUAUGAAUUGGAGAUUUACUCACUUGAGGAUGGGCCUGUGCGUGAUAUUUGGAAAACUAUUGGAGUUCCUGUCAACAUUGUGGAUGCCAACGAUAAAAUGGGCAAUAUGAUCGACUGGUUAAACUAUGACGGCAUACUCGUGAACUCUCUUGCAGCAAAGGAUAUCAUUUCAUGCCUUUCGCAGGAACCUUUUAAAUCCGUGCCUCUUAUAUGGGCUGUCCAUGAAAAAGCUCUCGCUACUCGUGCCACAAGAUACAUCUGGGGUGGCCAAGUUGAGCUAAUUGAUGAGUGGAAAACAAUCUUUAAUCGAGCAACCGUUGUUGUCUUUCCAAACUACGCCUUACCGAUGUUUUAUGCUGCAUUUGAUGCUGGAAACUACUUUGUGGUACCGGGAUCUACUUCUGGAGCUUGCAAAAUUGAUAACUCGACUAUCAUUUAUGAAGAAAAUUUGCGUGAAAAUAUGAACAUCUCGAAUGACGAGUUUGUUGUUGCGAUUGUGGGUAGUGAGUUUUUAUACAACGGAAUAUGGUUGGAGCAUGCUCUUGUUUUACAGGCGUUAUUGCCACUUUUGACCAAGUUUCGUGUUGGUGAUAGUUUAAGUCCUCAUCUCAAGAUCGUAAUCUUGAGUCGAGAUUUAACGGGUAAUUACAGUGCGGCCAUGGAGGAAAUUGCUUCAAACCUUAAUUACCCAAGGGGUACUGUGAAUCAUGCUUCCAUUGAUGAAGACGAUGGCAUUCUGGGAAUAACGGAUCUUGUAAUAUACGGGUCAUUCCUCGAAGAACAAUCUUUUCCCGACAUUCUGAUAAGGGCGAUGUGCCUAGAGAAACCAAUAAUAUCCCCUGAUCUAUCGAUAAUCAAGAAAUACGUUGAUGACGGGGUGAACGGCCUUCUUUUUCCGAAGGAAAAGAUGGAGGCUUUAACGGAAAUAAUGCUGCAAGUGGUGUCUGAUGGAAAGCUAUCAACUUCAGCUCAGAAUAUUGCAAAAAAGGGCAAAAAUAGUGCUAAAAACAUGAUGGCACUGGAAUCGGUUGAAGGGUAUGUUUCAUUGAUAGAAAACAUCUUGAACCUUCCUUCGGAAGUUGCAUCUCCAAAGGCAGUAUCGGAAAUUCCUUCUAACAUCAAAACAGAGUGGCAAUGGCAUCUUUUUGAAGCUAUUACAGAUCGUAAAUAUGUAAAUAGAACUUCAAGGGUUCAAGAUUUCUUGAACAAAGUUGAGAAUCGAUGGAACCGUACUUUAAAAGAAGAAAGCUCGGGGACUAUUCCUGCCAACGAUACCUUUGUGUACAGUUUAUGGGAAGAAGAAAAAAGAAACCAGAUUAUGAAAGCCAAAAAGACAAGAGAAGACGAUGAGUUGAGGGAUAGAAGUGAUCAAUCGAGGGGAACAUGGGAGGAAGUAUAUAAAAAUGCGAAAAAAGCCGACCGGAACAAGAAUGAUUUGCAUGAGAGGGAUGAUGGGGAACUCGAAAGGACGGGUCAACCAUUAUGCAUCUAUGAACCGUACUUUGGUCAAGGAUCUUGGCCUUUUCUACAUCGUAAUUCACUUUAUCGUGGUAUUGGACUUUCCACGAAAGGUCGAAGAUCGAGAAGAGAUGACAUUGAUGCUCCUUCUCGUCUUCCUCUUCUCAACACGCCUUACUAUCGGGAUACCCUUGGUGAUUUUGGAGCGUUUCUAGCUGUUGCUAAUCGUGUUGAUCGGAUACACAAGAACGCUUGGAUCGGGUUUUUGUCGUGGCGAGCUACAGCUAGGAAGGAAUCUUUAUCGCAAAAUGCCGAGAUUGCUUUAUUAGAAGACAUUGAAGCUCAGAAACACGGUGAUGCCGUCUAUUUUUGGGUUCGUAUGGAUAAAGAUCCAAGAAACCCGACCCGACAGGGUUUCUGGUCGUUUUGUGAUGCUAUAAAUGCCGGUAAUUGCAAGUUUGCAUUCUCGGAAGCUCUCAAGAAAAUGUACGGGAUAAAAGGUAACUCGACCGUUCUCCCUCCAAUGCCCGUAGAUGGAGACACAUGGUCGGUCAUGCAUAGCUGGGCUAUGCCAACGAAAUCCUUCCUCGAGUUUGUGAUGUUCUCAAGGAUGUUUGUGGACGCGUUGGAUGCACAAGUUUAUGACGAGCAUCAUCGAAGUGGUCUGUGCUACCUAAGUUUGUCUAAGGACAAGCAUUGCUACUCGCGGAUUCUCGAGAUUCUUGUAAACGUGUGGGCAUACCAUAGCGCGAGAAGAAUCGUGUACAUAAAUCCAAACACGGGAACGAUGCAAGAACAGCACACGUUGAAGAAACGAAAAGGCAAAAUGUGGGUAAAAUGGUUCGAUUACAACACCCUGAAGGCAAUGGACGAAGAUCUGGCAGAAGAGGCGGACUCGGAGGCGGUGGGAAGGCGGUGGUUAUGGCCGUCAACCGGAGAGGUGUUCUGGCAAGGGAUCUACGAGAAAGAAAGGAUUCAAUGGCGAAAAGAACGAGAAACGAAGAAGCAAAAAACACGAGCCAAGAUUCUGAGGAUCAAGAACCGGACUCACCAGAAAGUGAUCGGAAAGUACGUGAAACCACCGCCGGAAAAUGCGACAGUGGCGGUGGCAAGGGUUUACCGGUGACCCUUGAUAUAGGUAGUGUAUUAGUUGUAGUUUGAUUUCUUCAAUUUUUUUUGUGAAAAAUUCACUUGUUUUUGGUGGAUAAAAGAUGAGAUGCAUAGAGGGUUUUUUGUAUGUAAUGGCAUCUUUUUGAUGAUUGAUGGUUUGCUGAUGCUAAUUUCACCAAA
This is a messenger RNA of Cynara cardunculus var. scolymus (artichoke), 3524 nucleotides long. RefSeq lists its product as uncharacterized. Gene Ontology annotation, molecular function: glycosyltransferase activity. Lineage: Eukaryota; Viridiplantae; Streptophyta; Magnoliopsida; Asterales; Asteraceae. The record is from RefSeq and is a predicted model, not a curated record. The transcript is spliced from 15 exons. The coding region runs from base 244 to 3360 and encodes 1038 amino acids.